GAGAGUGCGCGCGCACAAAGCGCAUUCGUGUGGAACGCGCCCAAAGCGGACGCCCAAACCAUCGGUGGCGGUGGUCGGUGAGGAAGUUUAGUGAACCCAUUCGGAUCGUUGACAUCGACUGAGUUUCACAAAGGACUAUUAUUUUGGGAAACAGAGUCACUGCCGUUCAGCACCGCCCUUUAGCCAACCCAUUCCCUCCAACGUUCGGGGCUGCAGCUGGAGAGAGCCGGUGAGACCGCCUGUCCACAGCGCCUGCGCAACAAUGGUGCUGCCCUCAACCGACCCGCCUCACUGUGAUUGGUGAAAAGGAUGAUGGAUGCGCAAACUUUUGCGGGAAAGGACAGUUAAUUGGCUGAGAGGGACGUCAAUCAGAGAUCCUCACCUCCGCACAUUCAUUUCCGCUCGGGGGGUUGAAGAUCCAGUCGGGAGAUGAAGGAUUGCACUGUACUAUACCAGAGAAUACAGAGAGGAUAGAUACCACAGAGAUCCUGACCAUCAUCCAAGGAACAACUACACAAAAGUGGGAAGACAUCCAGUCCCUUUAAAUUGCUUGACACAAAGAAGGUUGGGCGGUGAAACCAUCAUCUGGAAAUUGUUUGUUUGGGUCAGGGGAGGUUUUGACAUAUCAUCUGAAAUUGAUCAGAGUGUGGAACCUUCCAUCAGAACCAGCCCAUCUGAAGAUUUGGCUGUGGAUGUUCGGUCAGAGUGGAGGCUGAAGAAGUGUGAGUGGAUCCAAGUGUGGUAAGAGCUUCAUCCAUUCAUCAAGCCUCAUGAGCCACUGACUCAGUUCUAUUCAAAUGUGAGGCGUUCGUGGAAGGCUCAAGAGUCCUGACACCACCUCUCACGCAAGGUGCUUCAGUUGUGAACACACAGAUAGGCACAUGGAAGAGAAACCAUUCAAGUGUGAGGUUUGUACUGAAGCUAUUGUGAUGUCUCCGAGGCAGAUGAUGCAUGCCUGGGAGAAGCCCUUCAGCUGUGAUGUUUCUGAAAUGCCUUUCACUCAAUCCUCCCACCUCUUGUCCUACCCGAAGAUUCACACAGGGGAGAAAUCAGUGACAUGUGAGACAUACAAUAGCUCAUUCUCACAGUUAUCAACCUUCCUCAACCAGGGAGACACAGACACCAGGGAGAAACCAUUCACGUGCGAGGUAUGCCACAAAUCGUUUGCACAGUCAUCAACCCUCCGUGUGCACCAUCGCAUUCACACAGGGGAGAAGCCAUUCACGUGUAACGUGUGCAACAAAUCUUUCUCACAGUCAUCAAAUCUCCGUGCGCACCAACGCAUUCAUACUGGGAAGAAGCCAUAUACAUGCGAUGUGUGCGACACAUCAUUCUCGUACCCAUCAAAUCUUCGCAAGCACCAAUACCGUCACACUGGUCAGAAACCGUUCAAGUGUGAGGUGUGUGAUCAGGCAUUCACACUCUCAGCGACGCUCAUGACUCACCAACGCAUCCACACCGGUGACAAGCCAUUCAAAUGCGAGGUGUGCAACAAGUCUUUCUCUCAGUCUUGGCCACUGCUUGUGCACCAGCGUAUUCACACUGGAGAGAAACCAUUCACAUGUGAGGUGUGUGAUAAAUCAUUCACACGAUCAUCGACCCUCCUGCAGCACCGACGCAUACACACUGGGGAGAAACCUUUCAUCUGUGAGGUAUGCGAUAAAUCAUUCUUGCGCUCAUCAACCCUCCUCGAGCACCAGCGCAUUCACACUGGGGAGAACCCCUUCACCUGUGAGGUGUGUGAGAAGUCAUUCUCACGGUCUUGGACCCUGCUUCUGCACCAACGCAUCCACACAGGGGAGAAGCCAUUCACAUGCGAGGUGUGUGACAAAUCAUUCUCAGAUUCUUCAAAUUUGCGGAAACACCAGCGCAUUCAUGCAGGGGAGAAACAGUUAACAUACGGGGUGUGCAACAAAUCAUUGUCUGAGUCGUCAUACUUACUGCUCCCACAGGAUGCCCAGACAGGAGAGUAACCCUUCAAACGAGAGGUUUCUGUUGAGACUUUUGUGACGUUUGCAACAGGACUUUCAGCCACAUCUCUGACCUCCUAAAACCAGGGGGAUCCAUCCGGUGAGAAACCAUUCAGGCGAGAGCCAUGUGACAUAACUUUCACGCUGUCAGUGUAAGUCCUGGCCCCUUCCACAUGAGAAACCUGUUCAGUGUGAAUUCAGUAAUAAGGCUUUUAGUCGGUUCUCGGCUAUUGUGGAACACCAGGUGAACUCAUUCAGGGGGUACACUCCUGUUCCUGUGUGAAGUCAACCACAAUGGUUUACUUGCUACUGGUCUCACCGCAUACCAAUGUCUCCAUACAGACUUGGAGCUGAGUCACCUGCUUCUGUUGCACUGAGAGCUGUCUGUGCUGUUUACCCUCCAGUGCUCUUACGGGGCAGUUGUCAUUCCAAAGCACCAUCUGCCUCAACAAUGUGUGUCUCAAAACUUUCCCACCAUCAGUCCAAUCACUUCAAGAAGGUCAAUUUAACCUUUGACUGAAUCACCAAAAGAAGAUACCUCUAUGUAUAGAGGCUCCUGUAUAAACGCAACAUCUUUUCGGUGCCGUGCCAGGUACAUGUCAUUCACUGACUCUCAAUCUGACCAAGAAGACAAUCCAAUACUCAGUGGUUAGAAAGGCUUCAGCUUCUGAUUGACCAGCAUGAACUCUGGGACAAGAGCCAUUCCUCGAGUGGUAUUGGUGGUACUUCCAAUUAGCCUCAAUGUCUCUGGUCUGUGCAGGGAGACAGUCAGCCAGGAAUCCUGUUCCUCAUCACUGAGCCCAUCUGGGAGGUUAGGGGAAGGCAGGAUGUAUCUUGGCUGUGAAAGUCUCCAUUGUCUCACAUGCUGACUGGCCGCUCAAACAGAGAGCACUAGUGGCCAGUCAACAUCCAGUCUGUCCCCCGGGUUAAUACCUUGUGUAUUGGAGGGAAUGGGGAAAAAGGACAUCAAUUUCCCCCACCCCCUACAAAAACAACAACUUUCAUUUAUACGGCACCAAUACCGUAAUACAUCCUGAGGUAUUUUACAUCACUACAAUCGUAUAGAAAUUGACACUGAAACGAGAAAGAUAUGAUAAGGAAUAGCGCUGCAUCUCCGAGGAGGAUUUCCUCAACCACAAGAUGUGGGUAAUUCAGAAGAAUGUGUCAGUAUUUCCCAAGUUAUGGUCAAGCUGGAAACAUCUUAGUAGUUUGCACAGCAUGAUUUAUCUCUUGAAUAUAGUUACACUUUUGACAUUCCUGAAGCAAAGGGAAACUCGUUUGCUUCGGAAAUCCGUGGAAUGAGGGAAUGGACUCUUCAUGUGAGCAAAUGUCUGCCAGCUUUGAGCUCAGCCAGAAUACCAUUGUGACUGUAGGCUUUUUUAUUUCAUCUGAUUGCUGGGAUUGGGAUAGGUUGGAAGGUAUCAGCUCCCCUUCACAGCUUCGGAGUUGUUUAUAUAUUGACCUUAGUGACAGAGAGCCACCAUGACAAAAACUUGUAUAUAAUACUUUUGAGUCUCAAUGGCUUAGUGAUGACGUACGGCAGUAGCUUAGUUUUUUAAAAAAAUGAAGCAAUUCCUGCUCUCUAGAUCCUUUUGAAAAUUAUACCCCCGUUCCCAAAAAUCUGUGGGUCACGAAUCCGCACGGUCAGACCCAUAAAGAUCAGUUGCUGUAACUCUCAACCCUGAAUAGAUGUCCUCUAUGAUUAAGGAUAGGUGAGGAGGAGUUAGGGGCUGUGGUGAUGGUGGUUAAGUGAGAAGAGAGAAAAAGAGUUUUGAGGUGGAAAUUCAUGAGCAUAGGAUCCAGCCAUCUUGGUGACGUGAAGGAAGUGGGCCACAUCUACUGAUGAACUGAACUGUGUAGAUCGGAGGAUGACACAGAUAAGGAAGGAGUGAGGCCGUAGAGCAAUUUGUGUUUGAACAUGAGAAUUUUUAAUUUGAGGCACUAGGGACAUAGAAACUAAUGUAGUUCAGUGAGCACAGCAGUGAUGGACGUGAAAGUUAGGAUAGAGAGUGCACAGUUUUAGCUGAGAGAAAGUUUAUGGAAGGUAUAAGAUGGGAAGCUGGACGGGAACCUGGACAGGAACACAUUAGUCCUGUCUAGAAGCACCUGCAACAUGGAUGAGGAUUACAACAGGAGAUGGACUAAAGUUGAAGGGAGGGUGUUGAAAAUGGAGUUUGAGUUUAAACAUGUUGCCCAUGACUUUUUAGUCAUUGAAUAUCUAUUUCUUCACUAGAGACUUUAACCACUCAAUCAGGAGGAGAUACUGUGGUGAUGUAACUUAAGAAAUGUUUGUCAACUACCAGAAGUAAUACUUAACAAGUCUAGGUAGGAAAUCUAUUGCCUCAUCGAGGUCUCUUUCUAUAUUCAACCUAGAGUGCCGGCAACCCUAGCCUUACUUCCCUUGGUCCCUGCUGUUGUCUUCUGUUUCUGUCUUGGACGAUGGUCUCUGGUCUUCAGUUUCAAGUUUUAUGUGUGCUUUGACCCCUGAAAGAUGGUGCUUUGUUAACACAGGCACAUGCAGUGAUAUUACUAAACUUCAGUGUAAGUGAAAACAAAGGGUCAGUUGCACAAUGAAGGAAACUGUUGCCAUAAAGCUUCCAAGUCUUUCAAUCAGCAACCUCAAAUUCAUCACGUCCCUUGGCUUCUUGCUCUAACACCAGCAUUGUGCAACUCCCGCCACUGUUUCCACUCCAACCCUGCAGACUGAUGCAGCUGAGUAAGACAUAUUGUACACAGUUCUGCCUAAACUCAACCAGAAUUGUCCUUGACAAUUUCAACAUCACAAUUCCCAUCACAGCCUGGCAUGGAAAGAAGUCUUGGAAGCCGGGAGUUGGAAACUGCAAUGAAAACAGGUUCUAAUCUGGGAAUUCUAUGCAGAAAAGCAGCUGUCCAUAAUUAAGACCUUAUUUCCAGAAAAAAAGCAUUAUUUCACGCAUACAUGGAGGUGCAGUCAUUCUAAACAGUAAAACCUGAUAGACUAGUCUUUGCUGCCCCAGUUUGACCUCAAGGAUGUCGUACAUUCCCAAUGCUAACUAGCAUGUAAACCAGCUGAAAUUCCAUUUCAUGUUUAAGCUCACAAACAUUAAAGGCAACCCUUCAAAGGAACUUUAGAUCAGAAUCUUGCAAAUCUCAUUGUGCAGAGAUAGCUAUUAAACUGCAGCACUGGCUACUACAGAAGAGGUCAGACCAAAGUACAAAAGAAACAGGGACUAGUUUAAAGAAAGUGACCAGGAAAUCCAAGAUCUGCUACCAAUAAAAAGGUGAGCCCAUUGGGGAAAAACUUAGCUUGCCAUCAAGCAUACACUAUCCUUCAUUGCAAACUGAGAAUUGGGAAUGACAGAUGGAUCAUGCUUUGUAGGGAACAAGCACUGAUAUUGGUGACGUAAAUUUCACUGAAGCACUAAAAUCUAUCUGCAGAGCAAUAUGUCAAACCCAAAAGUACCAGGCAGAAUACUGUCACUCAGACACAAACACACUGAGGAGGAGUUACUCUUGAAUCACCAGUCUGAGCGCUAUGAAAUAUUCCUUGGUGCCACGUGCACAUCAGCCUCCUCCAACAGCAGACUCCUAGAAGAACUAGCUGAGAGCACAGAUCUGGGAGAAACUGACACCAUCAACCAGAUGAUGAGAAGCAAAGCCCUCUGAUUCUGAGGCAGUUUGUUGGCUCAGUGGUUAGCACUGGUACUUCAAUGCCAGGAGCCCAGGAUCAAUUCCACCCUCUGAUGACUGCCUGUGUGGGCUUUGCAUGUUGUCCCCACAUCUGUGGGGAUUUCCUACCACAGCCCAAAAAUGUGCCAGUUAGCUGGAUUGGCCGUAGGGGUAGAGGGGUGGGUCUGAGUGGAAUGCAGUUCAGAGGACCAGUGUGAACUCAAUAGGCCAAAUGACUUGCUUCCACACUGUAGGUCUUCUGUGAUUCUCUGAACUCCACCUGAGAGUUUGAAGCAUGAUGACCCUACAUGACGCUCAAUGAAUUAGUAAAGGUGUUCCAGGACGCAUCAGGACUUUGUGAUAUUGUCAUCACCUUGUACAAACACAAAGAGAAAAAUGUUAUUAUUCCGACUACUGUGGAGUCAUUCUCCUUCCUAUUUCUGGAAAGGUUCUGGGUAACGAAUCUGUGAAUUCACUUAUGCCUUCCAUUGCUGAAGGAAAUCUUCCAGAGAUGUUGUACAGUUUCAGGACAAAGGGAAGCAUCACAGACACAAUAUUGUCUCUAAGUCAGUUUCAUAGACCUUGCAAAGUCAUUUCAUAUUGUGAGUAGAGAUGGACUCUGGAAAAUUCUUGACAAACCCCUGAUGCCCACUUGGUUACGGUGAAGCAGUCCAUAAGUCCAUACAGGCUAGUCAAGCACGGCAGUAACCUCUUACAGAUCUCCAUGUGGUGUUGAGCAGGAAUGUGAGCUGGUCCUGACCUUAUGCACCAUCUUUUUCAGUGUGAUGCUGCCACAAGCACAACACACCUCCAGGAGGAGUUUUCAUGUGCCUCUGGAUGAAUGAGGGGGUGUCUCUUACAUCUUGGGCAGCCUCGGGUAUGCACAAAGACAUGGGAAAACCUCAUCCGUGACCUACCUUUUGCUGAUGACUGUAUCCUUAAUUAUUCACGUGCAGUGUGUAACAACAUGUCACUCCGAAAUGGUGCAACUCUUCAAACUAAAAAUUAGUUUAAUCAGAACUGAAGCACUGGACCUCAAGACAAUUAUGUACUAGAUGUUAUCAUCGAGAGAACCCAGCUGAAUGCUCUUGAGCAGUUUACCAAUUUGGAGAGUUUUUAUGUCGUCAUAGAUAAGGAAGUGGACAAACACGCUUUCCAAAGCAAAUAGUGCAUUUAGUAUACUUGACUAGCGUGUGGCAACUGUAAAUUCAAUGCGAGGACCAAACUCUAUGUACAAACACUUAAUCCUCAUCAAUCUCCUUUAUGAUGCCCAUUUAGGCAUUCAACAUUGCAGUCAUGUACACCUUCUUCAAUGCUUCCAUUAGCAUCACCUCUGCAGCACCCUCAUGGUGGAUCCUGAGAGGGCUACACAACAACCAUUGAACUCCUGGAAGCAACCAACAUCACCAUUCUCCUGCAAGGCCAACUGACUUGUGUGGGAGACGUUGCCCAGCUGGACACAGUUGCUGACUCAGGAUUGUGUUGUACGGGGAGCUGACCAAUGAUACAACCCUCCUAAAAUCUUGGUGUACAAGAGGAGUCAAGAGAGAGGUCCAACCGAGAUGAGGCUGGAAUCUAAAUGCAUGAUCAAUCUCUGGCUCUUAAUCAUAUUUAGCUCCUAAUGAGACUGCCCAUUAUCUUCUGACUUUUUUCUAUGAUGUCAUUUAUUUGACCUCUUUUUAUAACUUCCCACAAACAAAAUGACACAUUUUACAGUAUGUUACUGACCCAUUUGCUCAGGAGAAGAUGUGUGCUGUCAUGCCCUCCUGAUUGAUACCAUGAACGUGUUGUCUCAAACUUACUUAACUGAGCAUUCUCAUUAAAUAGAAUCCUAUCUCAGUGACCGUUUUGAUGUAGAGGUCAUCUGCUAGGGAUUAUUCUAACUACAGUUGGUGCUUGGAUCAAAUUACUUUUUAAAAUCAAAUGGUCAGUGGUAAAUUUGCAUAUAACCUAAAAAAUAGAGAUUGCAAACUAGAUAAUACUUAACCUGUAUAGAGUGUAUAUAAACUAUGUGCAUGAUGACAAUCAGUAUAUGAAGGAUGAGUUGUUGUUGAUCAGUAUACUUAAAGAUUUGGUUAAUACACAGUCUUAUGGAAUAAAGGUCAAAAAGAAUUAUACUGUAAAGACUAUUACCGAGCAAAACACAAAGAAAAAUAAUAGUGUGAUUUAGCAAAAUGUGGCUUAUGUUCUCAAACGCUAUAAAUUCAUACUAAACUAAUGUAGAAUUAAUCUUUUGCUGUUUUCUACUUUGCAUAAUAAGUCUUUCUAACUUUUCGCUGAUGGUCAUAAAGCCAAGUGCUUGGUAAGGAUUUAAUGGGGAUGUAGUGGGAUGCACAGUUGUUGGAGCUUGCUGCUUCAACCGUGAGAUAGUGGAAAUUCUCACUUUGAGACACGGUCAAUGUGUCGCAGGGGGUGUGCCUUUUAACUAAAGAUGUGUUACAAGCUGAGCCAUGAUAUAUUGUGUAUAAUUGUUUUAAAUGAGCUACAAUUAAACAUAAUAUUGUAAACUGAU
This is a messenger RNA of Stegostoma tigrinum, 8130 nucleotides long. RefSeq names its product zinc finger protein 271-like. The record is from RefSeq and is a predicted model, not a curated record. The transcript has 2 exons. Gene Ontology annotation, biological process: regulation of transcription by RNA polymerase II. The coding region runs from base 882 to 1973 and encodes 363 amino acids. Lineage: Eukaryota; Metazoa; Chordata; Chondrichthyes; Orectolobiformes; Stegostomatidae. Gene Ontology annotation, molecular function: RNA polymerase II cis-regulatory region sequence-specific DNA binding; DNA-binding transcription factor activity.